Molecule: messenger RNA, 2002 nt
Organism: Malaya genurostris
Lineage: Eukaryota; Metazoa; Arthropoda; Insecta; Diptera; Culicidae
Gene: CCDC151
Product: outer dynein arm-docking complex subunit 3
Exons: 4
Coding region: 60-1880 (606 amino acids)
Biological process (GO): outer dynein arm assembly; cilium movement
Cellular component (GO): cilium
Source: RefSeq, a predicted model, not a curated record
CAUGCCAUAGUGUUCUAAUCUUCCUCACUUUCGGUAUGGUCAAACUCUAGCAUCCUAAAAUGUCGACUCCAAAACCAAUUUUCAAUGCUGAGACGUUGGCUUUGACGAAUAAGAAGAUUGCCGAGUUGAAAAAGAAGGUCACAUUGGCUGAGGGUCAAAAGAAGGCUUACACCGAGGAAUGGACGGAUGCCAAAAAAGUCCAGAACGACCGAGUGGCCGACCUGAAGAAGGAGGUAAGAGAUUUAACCAACAAACUAUCGUACCUGCACAAUCCGAACAGCGUCAAGGCACAGAAGAAUGUACCGGAAAUCAAGCGUCGACCGCAGCUUCCGCCCGGAGCGAAAACCGUUCACGAAGCCGUCCAAAUUCUGGAUUUGAAGAUUAUCGACGUCAACAAACAGGCCGACGCGAUGGAAGCGAAACACAAGAAACGCGAGCAGCACUACAAAAAGCUGAUCGAUCAGUACCACGCGUUGCUGGCGUACAAAAAUGCCAAAACCGAUGGAUCGAAUCCUCCCGAAACGGUCGAGGAAGAUGCCAACCGGAAGCUCAUAACGCACCUGGAGAACGAAAUUCAUAGAACGUCGGUUCAGUGGAUGGAGGCGGAACACAUCCGAAAAAAGUACCGCGGAAUUAAAUCCUCCUUGAUGAGAGAUGCGGAAAAAUUCGAAAGUUCUCUGCUGGAUCUGGAAGUUGCCAUUACGGAACAGCAGGCGGAGAUCACCAAACUGGAGGCGGUUCACAAAGAGGCAAUGCAGAUGAGGGACAGCACCAAGGCGAUCCUUCAGCGACAGGAACAAACGACGGUUUACGCCAAUAAAGCCAGAGAAAAACAGGCUCAGGACUUCCGACGUCAGGUCGAGGAACGAAAGCUGGAACUGGAACGGUUGGAGCGGAAGAUUUUCUCCACCGGCAAAACGUUGAUUCACCAGGAAAGUAUUCUGUCCGCCACCGGAGAUCAUUCCGCUGGCAGGGCCGAAGGUGACGAUUCCAGUGGUCACGACAAAGAUUCCGCAACGGAUAUGGAACAUAAGUUUAAAAAAUUGAUGCAGGCCAUCGGGGUCAGUGCCGCUAGCGAAGUUGUCGAUCGUUUUCUGGCCCAGCGGGAAGCGUCAGCUCGUCUGACGUACCUUCGCACGAUUACCGAGAACGAAAAGAAACAAUUGGAAGCCCAACGGGAACUAAUGACGGCCCAGUUGGAUGCGUUCAAGUUCGCCGAUGUCAAGGACAGUGACGUCAAUCAAGAAGAACUGGAAAAGAUUCGAAACUCGAUCGAAGAACAGAAGGUCCGCCGGGGAGGAUGUGAAAAGGCUAUUGACUACACUCGGAACGUGUUCAACACGAUUAAGGACGCACUGGUGGAACUUCUGAUAACGCUGCGGGAAAUCGACGAUAAUUUGGGAACCGAAUAUAUGCGAUGGACUCCAACGAAACAGGCUGAUUUGAUGGACCUCUCGCCGGACAGUGUUUCGAUUGAUGAUUUGGGAAAUAUGUUGGAGGAAAAAAUAAAACUCGGAAUGAUAGCCAGUGGGCAGCUAGCCAACGAAGAGGAUAGCGGAUUGUCCGAGGAGGAAAGUGAAGCCCCGAGACCACCGAGUGCACUGCAGGUGCCGGCUUCGAGUCCUUCGGUUGGAACCUCUUCGGUGCAGGAUGAUCGGGAAAAACCAGCCGCUUAUCCACCGGUCUACGUCAGUUUGAUUGCCGGCCGGACAACGGCGCAAAUUUCUUCGGCUUCACCGGGACCGGGAGCUACCGUCGUUCUCUCGGAUGACGAAGCAGAAGUUCCAUCCCGGAGCUAUCUGAAGCGACAGGCAAACAUGAUCAUCGAGGCGAAAUCACGCCGGAAGGGUUUCCGAAUGCCACCGCCGAAGCGGCGCUAAGUGCUCGUGCGGGGUCGGUAAUGUCAAGCGAUACUUCUUGUAUUAACUUGAUUUCACCCUGUGAAAAUAAAUUUUUGAAUUUUGUAUUCGGAAUUCAGGAUAAAAUUGUGAAUGGCAUGCGA